Molecule: messenger RNA, 1745 nt
Organism: Ooceraea biroi (clonal raider ant)
Lineage: Eukaryota; Metazoa; Arthropoda; Insecta; Hymenoptera; Formicidae
Product: nucleoside diphosphate kinase homolog 5
Biological process (GO): GTP biosynthetic process; negative regulation of oxidative stress-induced intrinsic apoptotic signaling pathway; UTP biosynthetic process
Cellular component (GO): cilium
Molecular function (GO): nucleoside diphosphate kinase activity
Source: RefSeq, a predicted model, not a curated record
UCGAAAAAAAUACCGAAUUAAUUUCCGCAUCUAAUAAUUAAACAACACUAAAAAUGGAAAAAAAACAUGUAGAAAAAACUACAUCUAAUCUUGUAUCUAAUAUUUUGUCAUUUCAUUUUGUACGACCAGUACAAGUCCGACAAUUAUAUUGAAUUAUAUUAGUAUUAUGAGCUGAUUAAUUAUGUUGAAAGUUACGCAUCAACAUUGGCGCAAUUUUUACGAGAUUAAUUUGCAUAGUGCAUAAUAGCUACACUAUUAUCAUUAUACAAAUGGUCGCACAGUAGAAAAAUCAACGCAAGUGCUGUGUUUCUAUAUGCCAACUUAUCGUAGAACAAACUUUCAUGAGAAAACAUCGCGAUAAUUGAAGCAAACGGUAAUACGAUUAGAAAUCAAGAUCACUGAAGUAUUAGAGAGUAAUCGCUAUUAUUUCUAAGUACGAAAAUUGUAUUAUAUAUUGAAUAUUAAAAAAAUUAUUCAAAAAUUUCAUAUUACAUUUUCAUAUUUUUGCCACGACGAUACUAUAAUAAAACAAAUAAAUAUCAAGAAUCUAAUAUCUAAUCUAAUAUGCUUUUUUAUAACCUUCGUAUGACACAAACGAAUAAGAAAAAUUGAUAAAUUUCUUAAUAUUUGCUCUUUUCUUAUAUAUAAACGGACACAAUAGAAAAAAUAAUAAAUCUUCCGAAAACCUCUUAAUUUGUGUCGAAUAAAAAUGUGCGACUGUCCACAAGAGCGAGAUGGCAAAGAUGUUGGAAAGACCGGUCCACAAACGAUAACUAUUUUUUCGAAAUGUCGUACACCGUAUCGUCCUGGAAGAGAUAUCCUUCACCUCACAGCUGACAGCACCGAUUACAUCACAGUCGAUUCCUCGCAAUCUAGCAGCAGUGAAACGAUAUGCGACUCCGCAAAAAUAUCACCAGUGAGCACGGAAUCUUCCAGCGGAUCAAGUAGAACGUAUAAAUUUGUCUCUCCGACGGAACGUGAGUAUCCUAGUGAAGCCGAGGGAUUGAGUUCCCAAUUGCCUACGGUUUGCAUCGAAACCGAGAGGAUCAAGAGGACCGUUGAGAAGCAAUCGGACAUCGAGUAUACCUUGGCGAUAAUAAAGCCGGAAGCUGUGGUUUACAGGAAAGAGAUCGAGCGCCGAAUAUACGUGGAGGGAUUUCAGAUCUGUCAGACACGUUGGCUUCAGCUUACGCCCGAACAGGUCUCGGAAUUCUACAACGAUCACUUUGGUGAACUGAGCUUCCCGCAUCUGGUGGCGUACAUGUCCUCUGGACCCAUCAUAGUGUUCGUAUUGGCGAAAAAAGACGCCGUGAGAGAGUGGAAGAGGCUCAUCGGACCAACCACAGUGACGGAAGCACGUUUGUAUUUUCCCGACAGCAUCAGAGCCAGAUAUGGCCGCAGGGAUGACAGUUCCAAGAAUGCCGUCCAUGGCAGCAGCAAUUGCGAGCAAGCUGAGAAAGAGAUUCAUUUCUUCUUUCCUGAAUUCAUAGUUGAGCCCUUGUUAAGGGGUGAGACGGCUGAAGACUUUUUAUGGGAGGUCAUUAACCCGAUCCUCGUCGAAGGCUUAACAUUGUGUUGUAAAACUAGACCGGUCGAUCCUGUAUUGUGGUUAGCGCACUGGCUGAUCCUGAACAACCCUAAUAAGCCUAAACUACCGGAAGAUCUCGCUUUAAUUCCGACGUAGCUCUCUUUGAAUCAUGUCAUGUAUCGUCGAUUUGUUCUACAUAGAAUCUAUCUGCUACAUC